AUGAUCACCUUGCAAGAAAGACUUCUUUCUGAUAUCUUGAAACCAACCAAGAUAGACGUAGGUGAUGCUGAUAGAGGGAUCGUUGUGAUAAAAAAAAGACUUGAAAGCAAAAAGGUACUUGUCAUUGUUGAUGAUGUAGAUGAAAAGGACCAAUUAACUGCUUUAGCUCUAUUGAGUGAUUCAUUUGGUCGGCGCAAGACUUUUGGUCCAGGAAGUAGAAUUAUUGUGACAACUAGAGAUCGACAUUUGCUUGAGCUACUUGAAGUGGAUAAAAAUAAAAUCCAUGAGACUCGAGAAAUGAAGGAAAAAGAAGCUCUGGAGCUCUUUAGUUGGCAUGCCUUUCGCAAUCCUUGUCCUGAUGAUUCAGGAUUUUUAGAGCUCACAAGGAGAGUGGUUACUUACUGUAAAGGUUUACCUCUGGCUCUCGAAGUUUUAGGGUCUUUUCUCUUUAAAAGAAGCAAACGAGAUUGGAAAGACACAUUGAAGAAUUUGGAAAAGUUUCCUGAUGGUAGAAUCAACAAAAUCCUCCAAAUAAGCUAUGAUGCACUUGAGAAGGAUCAGCAGGAAAUCUUCCUCCACAUAUGUUGUUUCUUUGUUGGAAUGAACAAGAAAUAUGUCACACAAAUCCUUUACGGCUGUGAUCAUCGUUCCGAAAUAGGAAUCAGUGUCCUCCUUCAACGUUGCCUUGUAACUGUUAAUGAAAGAAACAAGCUCAUGGUGCACGAUUUGGUUCGAGACAUGGGCAGAGAAGUUGUUCGUGUAGAAUCCCUUAAAGAACCUGAAGAACGUAGUAGAUUGUGGCAUCAGAAAGAGGUCAUGGAUGUACUGACAGAAGAAUCUGUAAGUACUAAAUAG
This is a messenger RNA of Fragaria vesca subsp. vesca, 855 nucleotides long. Its product is annotated as TMV resistance protein N-like. The record is from RefSeq and is a predicted model, not a curated record. NCBI's taxonomy places the organism in Eukaryota, Viridiplantae, Streptophyta, Magnoliopsida, Rosales, Rosaceae. The transcript has a single exon. Bases 1 to 855 code for a protein of 284 amino acids.